AUUCGAUGCGCCCUGUUUGCGGAAACUUCAGCUUUUGUUCCGCGUCGUGUAUAACGAAGCUUGAGGUUUCACUCUUGAUAAGGCUUGGAUUCAUCCUCGAUUUAUGAUUUGAUCCCAGUGAAUGAAUGAAAUGCUUCCUUAUAUUUCCAUUAGAUUUCUAUUUAUAUUGUAUAGAGUAAAAUUGGAAUCUUGAUAUGUUUCUGCUAUUUUUUCAAUAUGGGGAUUAAUGUUUUGCUGGCCCUAUCCUUCAUUCUGAUUUUAACGCAGCUGCAGUGUAAGCUGGGUUAAAAAUGGCAGGUGGAGGGAAUUUUAUGCACAGAGUAAUCUCCUACGUGGUAAAUGAAUUGGUCGUGAACGGUCUUGCCAAUAGCCCCACAUUCCAGAGGCUUGCAGUGAGAACAUCUAAGAGAAUCGAAGACAUUUCAAAUAAAGCUACGCAAAAGAAGCAAGAGCUAGCGGAGCAGAUCAAGGACAUAUCAAAAAAAUAUGGAGAAUGAGAACCAAUGGAUUUGCUAUCUCCUGCAUUGGGAAGACAAUAGAGUAGGGUCCUGAUGAUCUCUGCGGAGGAGGUGGACGAAGUCUUGUGGACGUGCCAAGGAGUUCUUAUGUUAGUUUAGUCUAUCACACUAGUUCAAGCAAAGGUUCAGUGCCUGCUUUCUUCCAAGCUUUACUUUUCUGCAGGGCUGAGUACUAACAAAAAUUGGUUGGACUUUAUUAUAUUUUUUUUUUUUUUGGUACGCCCAAAUAUUUGUGAGUCUAAUCUAAUAGUUGGUUUCGGCUUUUACAAUUUAUAGCAUCUCGAGGAACCAAGUGGCUGGCCAAUAGAGUGUAAGUCUGCUAAAGGUGUAUAACGUUUUAACUUCUGGAUGGUCAUCUUGUAUUUUAUCAACUGAAAUAACUCAAUUAUGGUGCUGGUGAAUCACCUAUAUUCCAAUAGGGAGGUGGUGGAGGAUGAAAAGUUGUGCUUUUUCAUGAA
Messenger RNA from Prosopis cineraria, 976 nucleotides. RefSeq lists its product as uncharacterized. The record is from RefSeq and is a predicted model, not a curated record. Bases 291 to 497 code for a protein of 68 amino acids. The transcript has 5 exons. NCBI's taxonomy places the organism in Eukaryota, Viridiplantae, Streptophyta, Magnoliopsida, Fabales, Fabaceae.